AUGACUCCUACUCCUUCCAUUUUUUUUAGACUUUUUAAAACCUUCCGAGACAACAAGUUCGUUUACAUGCUGAUGGAAUUCUGUCCUGGUGGGGAACUGUGGACGGUUCUCCGAGAUAGACGCGCCUUCGAUGAUAAAUUGACCCGGUUUAGUUUGGCUUGUGUUAUUGAAGCUUUUGAUUAUCUCCAUCAUCAUGGUAUUAUUUACCGUGAUUUGAAACCCGAAAAUAUGCUUCUCACCGCAAAUGGUUACAUUACACUAUGUGAUUUCGGCUUUGCUAAGCGUCUUGGAGCCCAACGAAAGACCUGGACUUUCUGUGGUACUCCUGAAUACGUUGCUCCUGAAGUUAUUCUUAACAAGGGUCACGAUUUCGCUGCUGAUUACUGGUCUUUGGGUAUCCUGACCUGUGAAUUGCUGAUGGGAACACCGCCAUUCCAAGCUUCGGAACCAAUCAAGAUCUACAUGAAAGCCCUUAGAGGCAUUGAAGCGUAUGAUCUAAGUCACCAUAAGAAUAUCAGUGUGAAGGCAUACCAGUUUAUCAAACGUCUUUGUCGAAAUACCCCAACCGAGCGACUUGGUAUGGGUCGCCAAGGCAUUCAAGAAAUCCGAAACCAAAAAUACUUCCAAGGCUUCGAUUGGGAUGGUGUUAGGAAUCGAACACUUCAGUCACCGUUCCAUCCGAAGAUUAAUGGUCCUGCCGAUUUCAGCAAUUUCGAUCAAUUCCCAGCUACGGAUGAUGUACCACCUGAUGAAAUGUCAGGUUGGGAUAAGGACUUCUAG
Molecule: messenger RNA, 780 nt
Organism: Rodentolepis nana
Lineage: Eukaryota; Metazoa; Platyhelminthes; Cestoda; Cyclophyllidea; Hymenolepididae
Source: the annotation of a GenBank genome assembly